Filobasidium floriforme is the source of this 4353-nucleotide messenger RNA. RefSeq names its product putative Pol II transcription elongation factor. Gene Ontology annotation, molecular function: tRNA binding. The record is from RefSeq and is a predicted model, not a curated record. Bases 67 to 4218 code for a protein of 1383 amino acids. The transcript is spliced from 22 exons. Gene Ontology annotation, biological process: tRNA wobble base 5-methoxycarbonylmethyl-2-thiouridinylation. Gene Ontology annotation, cellular component: elongator holoenzyme complex; cytosol. NCBI's taxonomy places the organism in Eukaryota, Fungi, Basidiomycota, Tremellomycetes, Filobasidiales, Filobasidiaceae.
CUGCAAGAUCUCCUGGAAAGGUACACCGGACCAUUUGUAGACAUUCGUCAAACAUAACCAGUCAUCAUGCGGAAUCUUACGGGGACCUUCUCCGAUCUUUGGAUUCACGACGCAGCUCGCGUCACCCGCUCGAGCAGCAGGAUUACUAGGACGACUGUGAACCCCGAAGACGACACUCUUUAUGUUCUCAGUGAGAAGAAGGACGACUCGGGCUUGGUGGAGCUCGAGAUUUCAAAGGCAGAGACGAACGGUGACACUCGUAUAUUGCAGUGGAUCUGCUUGCUGGAAGUCCCUACAAACAACUUCUUUCCUACCUCUGAGGAUGCCUGCGAGGCGAUCUCUUUCAGAUACUUGGCAGAAGAUGCUGCAAUCUCGGUCCUCACAUCUGGCGGAGAUAUCGUUCUGUUCAAACUCAAUCGAGACGAAUAUGACAACACCGGUGAGGAAGACGGUUUUGUACAGGCUUACGUUGUCGGUAGUAUCGAUUCCGGAAUCAAGGCUGCUUCCUGGUCACCAGAUGACGAACAGGUCGUCCUGAUUACCGGCGAGGAUCAGCUUGUCGUCAUGUCAAGAGAUUUCGAGGUCAUCUACGAAGCUCCUUUGCGGACGGAGGACUACGGGGAAGACGAGAUGAUCAACGUCGGUUGGGGAUCGAAACAAACACAAUUUCAUGGCUCCCUAGGCAAAUCGGCUGCUCAGGCUGUUGCUACCCGCCUGCCCGCUGCCAACCCGUUGGAUCAUCAGCUGCCCACAAUCUCUUGGAGGGGGGAUGGCUCCUUCUUCUGCGUCAGCUCAUAUGACCCUUAUUCAACCUCCUCCUCGCGAGCCGGGGACUACCGAAGACAGGUCCGGGUAUAUGCUCGGAGCCCAAUAGCCCUGAGCGCAACGAGUGAACCGAUAUACGGUCUGGAGGGUGCCAUAAGCUGGAGACCAGCGGGAAAUCUCAUCGCUGCCGUACAAGGAUUUGGAUGGGAUGGCGGAGCCGAAGGCGAGGGUGAAGAUCGAGGUCGAAAGGAUGUCAUAUUUCUGGAGCGCAACGGGUUGCAGCACGGGCAGUUCAGGUUGCGCGAGGACGAGCGUUAUCGAGGCAAAGAAGCACUCGUCAAGCAGGGUCAAUGCGACUGGCACGUCAAGCAGCUGGCCUACAGUAGUGACUCGGAGAUACUUGCUGUUUGGAUUCAGAGGGACGAUGCCGAUCUCGUACAAUUAUGGACGAUGAACAACUACCAUUACUAUCUCAAGCAAGAAAUCCUGCCGCCAUCAUCUUGCUCACAGAGAUUCACCUCGGUCGCAUGGCAUCAGGAAAAUCCCGGUGUAUUAUACCUGACCGGCAGAGAUUUCGCCUUGCAGAGGACGUUUGAGUGGGAAACGGCUACAUCGCGGCUGGCAAUUCCCGAUGACACAGGCUCGGUAGCUGUAAUUGACGGAGAUCAAUUGCUGAUAACGCCGUUUCGGUCUCAGAAUGUUCCCCCACCAAUGUCGGCAUAUCAAAUAGCCCUGCCUUCCGUUCCGGUCCAUGUCGCAUUCGCUCCUGCUUCGGACCAGCUGGUCGCCUUGUUCAAUAGCGGCACCUAUCAAGUCUUCGAUCUACACACUCGAAUCCCCCUAGCUGGUGCGAGGGGAGGCGGUGCCGUUGCAAAGCCCGAAAAGACGCAGGAAGAUCGUCUGAAGUUGGACCAGGCCGAGUGGCGGCAAGUGAUCCUCACAGGCGCCGGCGAGGUGUGCGGCUUGGCUCGGGAUAUCGAAGGGCAGGAUGUUUUAUGCAAGGCCUCAGCAGGCUUGGUCGGAAUCAACGGAAGGCUUGGGAGAUUGACGUAUGACGUUCAAGGGGAGCCUUUAGCGGUCCUUUCCACCGGAGAAGUCGCAGGACCUGCAGAUGCUGGGCAACUGUCUCACUUUCCCGAAUUCUGCUUCGAUGUGUGCUCAUCUGCCGCCCAGGGGCUGCUGUUCGGCAUGAAUGAUAGGGGAAAGUUAUGGGUGUUGGGAUCAGGCGAAAAUGUGGCCCUUAGCGAUGUCGAGGAUGUCGACGAGCAAGACGACCAGAGUCUGGUAUCGGACGGCCCAAUUAAACACGAGGCCCAACUGAUUGCUUCGGACGCGACGUCCAUGAUACUCUCCUCCACAUUCUUGAUCUACACGACGACCUCACACGAGUCGAAAUACGCAUCGCUGGACGUUCUUCGGAGGAUCGCAAUGGAAGAGCCGUUGGUUGAAGGGGAGCGGAUCUGGGAAAGCCGACGGGUAGAGCGAGGCUCGAAAAUCGUGACCGUCGUGCCCAGUGCGAUGAGCCUAGUUCUGCAGAUGCCUCGCGGGAACCUGGAGUCUAUCAACCCUCGUCCGCUCGUACUUGAAGUUGUCAGACGCGAUAUCCUUGCCAAGCGAUACCGAUCGGCGUUCCUGCAUUGCCGCCGUCAUCGGAUAGACCUCAACAUCCUUUACGACGUGGACCCAUCGGCUUUUCAGCAGAACAUCUCCACGUUCCUGGAUCAGGUCAAAGAGGUCGAUUAUCUCAACCUUUUCGUUUCCGGGCUCAGUCCGGACGACGUCACUACGACUCUGUAUUCUCGAAUGAGCGAAUCAAGGUCGGCCAUCAAAUCCGAUCCUGAGAAGGUCAAUCGGAUCUGUGAUAGCCUUCGAAGCGAGCUAGAAGGUCGGGAUCUCGUGAAAUAUAUCGACACUGUGCUCACGACCCAUGUCUGCAAGACGCCGUCUGACUUGGAGAGCGGGCUCCGAGUUCUUUUGCAGCUGAAAUCCUCUCAUCCCGAGAUCGUGCAAGACGCCAUCAAGUAUAUCAUCUUUUUGACAAACGUCAAUCACUUAUACGAUGUCGCCUUGGGGAUGUACGAUUUCCAAUUGGUUCUGAUGGUGGCCCAAUAUUCGCAAAAGGACCCCAAGGAAUAUUUACCUUUCUUAAGGGAACUUCGUGCUCUUGAGAAGGAUUAUCAACGGUACCGGAUCGAUGACCAUCUCGAGCGGUGGGAACGUGCUCUUGGUCAUUUGCACUCUGCAGGUCAUUUCGAAGAAGCCAUCGAAUAUGUGGAACGACACGAUCUUUAUAUCCCUGCAUUGCGGUUGUGGUCGGGUCAGCCCGAAGAAUUGAAGGCUAUCUAUGUUCUUUACGGCGAGCAUUUAAUCGAGGAACGGCAAUUCUCCGAGGCAGCCCAAGCGUUUGUUUUGGCAGAUAGGCUCGAUCGAGCGAUGGUAGCGUACGAGCAUGCACACGCUUGGCGACAGCUAUUCGCGUUGGCCAUCAGCGAGAAGCUAGCUGUCGAGGAGCUGAGCGAUAUGUGCGAGCGAGUUUCCGAAUACCUGGCAUUGCACGCCCGCCAUCUGGAAGCUGCGCAAAUCUUGCUCGACUAUGGUGGUGGCGUCAGCGAAGCCGUACAUGUCUUGUGUAGGGGUUCGCAAUUUGCCGAGGCAAAGCGACUGAUCGCGCUCCAUAACAAGCCGGACCUCAUCGAGUCGAGCCUGCAUCCUGGAUUGGAAGACGCGCAUGAGCAGUUCAUCGACACGUUUGACGAGAUGGAAGGACAGCUUGAGAAGGAAAUGGACAGGAUCAAGGAGCUACGUGCCAAGGUGGACAAAGAUCCAGAUUCGUUUUUCAUGAUCGAAUCCGAACCUGCGCUAGAAAACGUCGACGUAAUGACACAGGCGACAACUGCAGUGACCGGUUUCACACGCUUCACCGCUGCCAAAUCCGCCACCUCGAAUGUCACGGGUGCCUCGAAGGUGACAUCGAGUACGCGUCGAAAGGCUCGAAGAAAGGCGGCAGGAAAGAAGGGCACUGUGGAUGAGUUCGAAUAUCUUUUGAACAGUCUCGGUAGACUGGUUAGUAGGGUAGACGAGAAGAGCGACGAAGUGUCGAACCUCCUUCCACAUCUCCUUCUGGCUUCGUCCAGCCACCGAAAACUCGGACAGGAACUGCAGCUGAAGGUCGACCGGUUCCGCGAUCUUCUCGCUUCGGCGCUCGACAUCGCGUGGAUGUGUAAAUCCGACGUCGAUAUCAUCAAAGACAAGCUGAUCGGCGAGGAGGAACGGACGCGGGAGGCUUGGCUGAGUGCUCAACGAGGAUAUGACGCAACCCAAGGACACGCAGCAAUCGCAGCCGGCGCCGCGGCUCCUUCGCAGGAAGCAGGCCCGAUGGGCGGGGAGAGCAACAAGGGGGUCAUACUUAAGCCCAUAGUGGGACAGUGGAGGAGUCGCUCGAGAUUCUUGUAGAUGCACCACGAUCAUCAGAUUCUUAUCGGUACACAUGACAAGUGGACUGAUAUAAGAAGCAUCAUUAUUUAACUUGUCUGUGGGGCUACAUCGUGAUUCAAAAUCUGCAUGGUGACGCAUCGAGCUCUACCAAGG